UAAACAUAAAGAAAAACAAUUGUUCAAACUAAUGAAUUUUUCUUAUCACAGCCAAUACAACUGUGAUUUUUUUCUUCUUUUCUGACAGGUGAGCAGUUACACCCAGUCACAGUUUUACAGUUAAAUCUUUAGUUACACAUCCAUCAUCAUCAGGUUGAGCCUUGAUAAUGAUGUUUGUAAAUGACCGAUCCAUUUACUUACAUAUACUAAAGUGCAAAUGUUGAGAACUAGAAUUGUCACUGUUUAUGCAUAAGCUAGCCAGUUUCAUUCUGAAAUAUCUGGGGUGGGAAAUAUACAACACGGUAACUUAAGCAAUGCGAGAUUUGAGUAUCAACUAGGAAAAGGGAUUAGUUUUAAAUCUGAAUGAGGAAAUAGGGAGUUUUAGGUUCUUCAUGACAUGAGAACAGCUUCAAUGUUCCAUGUCAUAGAUUAUACAAAUCUCUAGUACCAGUAUUGAACAAAAUAACAUGAAUCUGUGCCUAGAAAAAUCAAAAAUUACUUGUUUUGAAUUUAGUUGCAAUCCCAGUCGAAGUGUUCUCUUUGCGUAGCAACAAAGUGCUCUCCGCGCACCUGUAACACUCUUACCACUUCCUGGAAGUUAUUGUUCUGUCAAGCACCAUCUGAAUCUCUUAAACUGUGCCAAAACAGUGAUCCUUCAACUGAAAUUUCAUUUUGGGAAAGAGGAAGAGAGUCACAGAAAGCCAAAUCAGUAUGCCAUCACCAAAACAUCCGAUGGCACACUCGAUCCCCACCCACGCCCUGACCCGGCUGGCCCGAGAGUGGCUGGCGGAGGACACGCCAAACUUCGACCCGGCAGGAGUGUGUGGGUCGCAGGAAGUGGAAGCGAGGCUGCUGUGUAAAACUCCACACAGCAUCCUGGCAGGAAGCCCCUUCUUCACCGCUGUGUUCACCGAGGUCGGCUGCACCGUCGACUGGAUUCACCAGGAGGGAGCUGAUAUUGGUCCAGAUGCUGUCACCCUGACUGCUGUGGUGAGAGGCCCAGCAAGGUGCCUCCUCCUGGGGGAAAGGCCGGCUCUGAACUGCCUGGCCCGGGCCUCAGGGAUCGCCACACGCUGCUCUCAGCUCCGGGCGACGGCAAAGGCAGCGGGCUGGCAGGGAGAGGUGGCCGGUACUCGUAAAACCACGCCGGGAUUUCGUCUUGUGGAGAAGUACGCCAUGCUGGUGGGCGGCGCUUCCAUGCACAGACAGGACCUGAGUGGGAUGGUGAUGCUGAAGGACAACCACGUCUGGGCGUCUGGCAGCAUCACUGAGGCUGUGAAAGUUGCUCGGUCUGUCUGUGGUUUCAGCAGUAAGAUUGAGGUGGAGUGUCGGUCUGCAGACGAGGCCAGAGAGGCAGCAGCAGCCGGAGCUCACAUCAUCAUGUUGGACAACUUUCAACCUGAGGAGCUCCAUGUUGCAGCUCAAACACUGAAGCAGGAGUUUCCAGCUCUUCUGAUAGAAGCCAGCGGAGGCGUCAGUCCAGAGAGCUUGUCCACGUAUUUGUCUCCUCAUGUGGACGUCGUCUCUCUGGGCUGCAUCACUCAGGGCUGCCCGGUGGUGGAUUUCUCUCUCAAGGUUCAGAAGCCUGCUGCUCCAUGAUUAAACAAAAAGUGUUGUGAGAAAGUAUUCUGACCAAGAGAAAAGAGUUGUUAUUGUGUUCAUUGAUUCCGGAGAAACAACUGUGGUUGCAUGUAUCUGCACUUGACUUAUACACGUCAGUAAUCAUCAACAGUAAUUUCAUUGUUUCUUUCAUAUUUGUAGACAACUCACGUUUUAUGAAAAUAUACAUUGAGAGGAUAUGGACAGGUACAGAAAUGUGAAACAUGAAAUACUACUGGGGUCCUCUUUGUGCUCUGUAAACACAGCCUGCAGUUAAUUACAGCUGAGUCACUAAUGGCUUCACAGCUGCACCAAGAAUAGGGAGCAGUCUUUAAUAAUGUGGGUCAAAUGUACGUUUACAAAGAGUGACAGAAGUCACAAGCUAAAACUGACCGAGUGAGAUUUCACAGACGUGCAGAAAAGCAGGAAAAAUUAAGGAAAAUUACACUAAUAAUUUUGAUAACGACAUGAUUAAAAUAUAUUUAAAAUGCAGUUUUAAUGGCUUGUCGCUGCUCUUUAUGGGCCUAAUAUUUCAUUUUAUUUAGAUUUUUUGAAACUGACAUUACAACUUGAUAUUCUCUUUUGCCUAUUUUUUGCACAUAUCUUAUUUUUUCCCAUUUUUAACUACUUUACUCACUUCAUGCUGUUUUUAGACCUGCUAUAUGAAUUUUGUUUUAAGGUUGAUUUACCACUAGUUGGAAAUCGUGUCAGUCUGCACAGAAAACAAUUCUUUUACUUCAUAAAAUUUAGUUCUAUUUUUAAUGUGAUAUUUGUAUCCUGCGAUUUUGCAUUCAUCUUUGUUUGCCACAUAUGAGACAGUAGAGGUGACUUGGGGUUCUCACAAAUUUCUGACAAGUUCCUCAUUUUCACACGACACUUUUUACACGGCAGUUCCUGUUACUUCGCAUAAAUGUUUCCCACAAUGUGUAUGAUAGAUUACGAGAUAAUUUUAAGACAUUACAUCAAUAAGAAAAAAUAUAUCAUAAAACAGAAAUAUGAGUCAAUAAAGAUGAGAGAAGCUUCAUAAAA
Messenger RNA from Acanthochromis polyacanthus (spiny chromis), 2628 nucleotides. RefSeq names its product nicotinate-nucleotide pyrophosphorylase [carboxylating]. NCBI's taxonomy places the organism in Eukaryota, Metazoa, Chordata, Actinopteri, Pomacentridae. Gene Ontology annotation, biological process: quinolinate catabolic process; NAD+ biosynthetic process. Gene Ontology annotation, cellular component: cytoplasm. The record is from RefSeq and is a predicted model, not a curated record. Gene Ontology annotation, molecular function: nicotinate-nucleotide diphosphorylase (carboxylating) activity.